CUCAAAUUGCCCUGGAUGGUGCUAGGUCGCUGGGGCAAGCGCCGUCGACCUAGGUAGGUACCUAACUGCGGCUCUGUUCGCUGUAGCGCAUCCCAGAAGUACCCUGACUGCUGCUGUGACUGCAGAGGGGAGCAAUCAAAUUGCAAACUCACAACGAAAGGACUCCCGUCGAGUCUGAACAUCACGUUUAAACCCACCACGGGCAAUCAAGGCCACGCCGACGACUUCUCAAAGCCCACCACUCUCCCUCGACCACAACCGUCCACCGUCAAGAUGGCGCCUCAAGGGGACGACACCGUUUUUCAGCCCAAGGACGCCAUCAAGUCCGGCGUCAGUGGCGCCCUGUUCAGUGGUGGAGCCGGUCUCUUGAUGGCUUCCCUCCGCACUUCCAUGAAGAAGAACAAUGUCGGCAGCAUGCACGUCUUCACCCACGGCGGAGGCACUAUCAUCAGCUUUACUCUCGCCGGUGGUAUCUACAGAUUCGCCCAACAGGCCUCGGCGAACCUGCGCGAGAAGGAAGACGGCUGGAACCAUGCGAUCGGUGCUUUCCUCGGUGGAAGCGUCAUGGGCUUGCGAUCCCUUCGUUUCCCCGUCAUCCUCGGGUUCGGCGCCAUGGCCGGCUCCGUCGUCGGUGCCUUUGCCUUCUCCGGCGGGCUAACCGGAUGGGGGAGGGACCCCAAUGUCGACGAGUUCGAGAGGAAAGAGGCCAUGCGUCUGAACAGGAGGAGGCCGGUCGAGGAAACCCUUGCGGAAGUUGGCGAGGGUCGGGGUAUCUACCCACCCGGUUACCAAGAACGCAGACGCCAGAGACUCCUUGAGAAGUACGGAGUCGAGGUCAAGCCCGUCUCUGCGGAUCCCAACGUUGCUUCUGCUUGAGAGGUGCGAAACCAUUGAAGAUACAAACAUGAGGACGAUGAUGAUGAUGAUAACAGGCAAGUUGGGAUAUACAGACCCAUGGUUUCAGAGACAAGGGCCUUGGGAAACAGGACUGGCCUUACAGAGACAGACAUCAGGGAAGAACAGGAUGGGCUUUCUUUGACUUCUAAUACUCAUGUCCUGUGGACACAGAAGACGGAGGACAAAAAGAGCAAUGGGAAAAACUGUACCAUACCAUCCAAUAACAUUUUCUCCUUCUUUGAAUCAUCAUUAUUGGGUGGCAUGAGAUGAGAAGCAGCUGAUGCUUGUUGCUUUUGGGUAUUCCCGUGGGCGAUAUUAAAACAAUCAAGGGUCAGUGAAACGGGGCUGGAAUGAUAUGCGGAACAUUAAUUGCUUUACCAAAGGACCAAAAUCUGUCUAAACACCAGACAAAUGAUUAAGAAUGAAGAAACAAAAGGGGAAAAAAAAUAAACAAAGACGUUUGGU
This is a messenger RNA of Neurospora crassa OR74A, 1362 nucleotides long. RefSeq names its product NADH:ubiquinone oxidoreductase 21.3kD subunit B (gene nuo21.3b). Gene Ontology annotation, biological process: mitochondrial respiratory chain complex I assembly. The transcript is spliced from 4 exons. The coding region runs from base 274 to 876 and encodes 200 amino acids. NCBI's taxonomy places the organism in Eukaryota, Fungi, Ascomycota, Sordariomycetes, Sordariales, Sordariaceae. The record is from RefSeq and is a predicted model, not a curated record.